Messenger RNA from Medioppia subpectinata, 671 nucleotides. The record is from the annotation of a GenBank genome assembly. NCBI's taxonomy places the organism in Eukaryota, Metazoa, Arthropoda, Arachnida, Sarcoptiformes, Oppiidae.
CAAUGAUGGCCGCGCUGUUCAUCGCAUCCCUAUUGAGAGCCAUCACAUGGUUUGUGAUGUUUAUGAGGGCUUCAGUUAAUCUCCACAACACUAUAUUCUACCGUCUAUUACGGGCCCCGAUAUCUGUUUUUGAAAAUAACCCAGUUGCUCGGAGUCCAGUGUUUUCACACGUGAGCACUACAUUCAAUGGGUUGGCCAGUGUUAGGGCCUUUGGGGCGCAGGAGGUGUUUGAGAAACAAUUCUACGUCUACCAAGAUGAUCACUCGGCCACCUGGAUGCUCGUCACCAAUUCUAGUUACGCAUUUGCUUUAAUAAUAGAUGGACUGUGUUUUGUGUAUACAGUAAUAAUAGUUGUGGUGUUUAUGGCAUUUCCCGAACAGUUAGGAGCGGGAGAUGCAGGACUCGCUUUAGCAUCAGCUCUAAUCCUGACGAGAGGGACGUCAUGGGGAACGCGGAUGUCGGUUGAUAUGGAGAGUCAGAUGACUUCAGUCGAGCGCAUCAUUGAGUACUCAAGACUACCACAAGAGGCGGCCCUCAACUCCGAUGAUAGCCAUAAACCCCCUCCCGAUUGGCCACAGAAGGGAGAGAUAGAGCUCAAGGGUAUGAGUUUGUGUUACGAGGGAUCAGACAAACCGGUGCUCAAGAACUUGAGUUGUGUUAUAAAGAGUGGA